Brienomyrus brachyistius is the source of this 6556-nucleotide messenger RNA. RefSeq names its product roundabout homolog 1-like. NCBI's taxonomy places the organism in Eukaryota, Metazoa, Chordata, Actinopteri, Osteoglossiformes, Mormyridae. Gene Ontology annotation, molecular function: protein binding. The record is from RefSeq and is a predicted model, not a curated record.
AUUCAUCAAGCGACGAUCGUGCAGAUCGCACAGGCCCUGUGCAGAGUGAUGCCAGCACUGUGAGCGCCAUGCAAGUCACAUGGUCUGGUACCGUGACGUUGGUCGUCGUCGCCCUCCUGGGAGCCGUCCAAUCACAACGACUGGAGGACCCCAUCACCAUAGGAGAAGUCCCACAACUCAGACUGGGACAGGAUUCAGGCCUGACAUCACAGGGAUAUGGAAGCUGACCAUUGGCACGCAGAGAAAAAUCUGUCUGAUUAUGCAGACAGAUGCAGACCGACAGGACAGACCUCAGGGCGAGCACAGCACACACGCCCCCUCACCAGAACGCGACGACGAUGACAACCUGCUAGGCUACACAGGAUCCCGCCUGCGCCAGGAGGACUCCCCUCCCCGCAUCGUGGAGCACCCCGACCUGAUCGUGUCCAAGGGGGAGCCGGCCACCCUCAACUGCAAGGCGGAGGGCCGGCCGGCACCCACAGUGGAGUGGUACAAGGACGGCGAGCGCGUGGAGACGGACCGGGAGAACCCGCGCUCACACCGCAUGCUGCUGCCCAGCGGCUCGCUCUUCUUCCUGCGCAUCGUGCACGGCCGUCGCAGCAAGCCAGACGACGGCAGCUACGUCUGCGUGGCCCGCAACUACCUGGGCGAGGCGGCCAGCCGCAACGCCUCGCUGGAGGUGGCCAUUCUGCGUGACGACUUUCGGCAGAACCCCUCGGACGUGAUGGUGGCAGCAGGUGAGCCUGCCGUCCUGGAGUGCCAGCCCCCCCGGGGGCACCCUGAGCCCACCAUCUCCUGGAAGAAGGAUGGCAGCAACAUCGACAACAGGGAUGAACGGAUCACGAUCCGAGGUGGCAAGCUGAUGAUCACCAACGCCAGGAAGAGUGAUGCGGGGAAGUAUGUCUGUGUGGGCACCAACAUGGUGGGGGAGAGGGAGAGCGACGUGGCCGAACUCACCGUGCUGGAACGGCCCAGCUUCUCCCGCCGGCCAAGCAGCCGCGUGGUUCUGGCGGAGGACAGCGUGGAGUUCCGCUGCGAGGCACGUGGAGACCCUAUCCCCACGGUGCGCUGGCGUAAGGAGGACGGAGACCUGCCUCGGGGGAGGUACGAGAUUCUGGAGGACCACACCCUCAAGCUGCGCAGCGCGGCCCCGGCGGAUGUGGGCUCUUACUCCUGCGUCGCAGAGAACAUGGUGGGGAAGGCAGAGUCCUCAGCCACUCUCACGGUGCACGUCAUGUCGGUGCCCCCCGUUUUCGGGGUGAGACCACGGAACCAAGUGGUGCAGGUGGGCCGGAGGGUGACCUUCCAGUGUGAGGCGUUGGGAAACCCCCAGCCUGCUAUCUUCUGGCAGAGAGAGGGCAGCCAGAACCUGCUGUUCACCUACCAGCCCCCGCAGCCCUCUAGCCGCGUGUCCGUGUCGCAGACAGGCGACCUGACCAUUACGGAUGUGCAGCACACAGACAGCGGCUUCUACAGCUGCCAGGCGCUCAACGUGGCUGGCAGUGUGAUCACCAAGGCCCUGCUGGAGGUCACCGAUGCAGUGUCCGACCGGCUGCCCCCCGUGAUCCGGCAGGGCCCGGUGAACCAGACGGUGCCGGUGGACGGGAUGGCGCUGCUGUCCUGUGAGGCGUCCGGCUCCCCUGUGCCCAGCAUCCUGUGGAAGAAGGAUGGGACACCAGUCUCUGGUUCCGACUCGCGGCUCAAGCAGCUGGACACGGGGGCGCUGCAGAUCCGCUAUGCCAAGCUGGGGGACACAGGAACAUACACCUGCAUUGCAUCCAACCCCAGUGGAGAAGCCAUUUGGAAGGCAUUCCUGGAGGUGCAAGAGUUUGGGGUCGCGGUGCACCCCGCCCGGCCCACAGACCCAAAUCUGAUCCCCAGCUCCCCGUCCAAACCUGAGGUAACUGACGUCAGCCGCACCUCUGUCACCCUGGCCUGGAAGCCCAACCCUAACACCGGGGCCACACCCACUUCCUACAUCAUCGAGGCCUUCAGUCACGCCUCUGGAAGCAGCUGGUUGACCAUGGCGGAGCACGUGAAGACGGAAAACUUCGUCCUGCGGGGCCUGAGGCCUGGAGCCAUCUACCUGUUUCUGGUGCGGGCGGCCAACGCCUAUGGACUGAGCGACCCCAGCCCCGUCAGUGAGGCUGUCAGGACCCAGGAAAUCCCGCCCACUGCUGAGGGUGUAGACCACCGGCAGAUCCAGAAGGCCCUGAGUGACGUGGUGGUGCACUUACACAAUCCCACCAUCCUCUCCUCGUCCUCGGUCAGGGUGCAGUGGACAGUGGAGCAGCAGUCUCAGUACGUCCAGGGCUAUAAGGUGAUGUACCGGCCCUUUUUGGAUGCGGGACAGACUCGGGGACAGUGGGGCGUAUUCGAGGUUCGCUCCGCUGCCGAGGAUGCCGCUGUGGUGCCCCAGCUCCGGAAGGGGGCCACCUAUGAGUUCAAGGUGCGGCCCUUCUUCGACGAGUUCCAGGGUCCUGACAGCGAGGUCAAGGUGGCCCGCACAUUGGAAGAAGCCCCCAGUGCACCCCCCCGCGAUGUCACUGUAAAAAAGAGCGACGACAAUGGGACCGCCAUUCUGGUUGCCUGGCAACCGCCUCCCGAAGAAGAGCAGAACGGAGUAGUCCAGGAGUACAAGAUCUGGUGCCUGGGUAAUGAGAGCCGAUACCACAUAAAUCGCACCGUGGACGGGUCCACCUUCUCGGUGGUCAUCCCAAGCCUGGCCCCGGGAGUGCGCUACAGUGUGGAGGUGGCUGCAAGCACCGGAGCUGGUCCGGGUGUUAAGAGUGACGUCACCUUCUUCCAGCUGGACUCCGCCGGCCGGCUCACCGACAGUCUGGAGUAUCCGCUGUCGCAGCAGAUCUCAGACGUGGUCAAGCAGCCGGCCUUCAUCGCGGGCAUCGGCGCCACCUGCUGGCUGAUUCUCAUGGUGUUCAGCAUCUGGCUUUACCGGCACCGCAAAAAGAGGAGCGGUCUGAGCACCAGCUACGCCGGCAUCCGCAAGGUUCCCUCCUUCACCUUCACACCUAUAGUGGCCUAUCAGAGUGGGGGAGAGGCUAUUUGUAGCGCCGGAAGGCCCGGGCUGCUGAAUGCGGGGGAGGUGCCAAGUCAGCCCUGGGCUGCGGACUCCUGGCCCAACGCCUGCCCUGCCCACAAGGACUGCAGCAUCAACUGCUGCAAUGGGGGAAACGGCACCAGUGACAGCAGUAUGACCACCUACAGCCGCCCCGCCGACUGCAUUGCCAACUACAACGCCCAGCUGGAUAACAAGCAGGGGGGGCUGGUCACCUCAGAGUCGGGCGUCUACAGCGACGUGGACCUCAACAAGCUCAACGAGAUGAAGACCUUCAACAGCCCCAGCCUGAGCUUCAUGGGGGGGCCGCCCACGCCGUACGAGCCCACCCCCUACGCCACCACUCAGCUCAUCCAGUCCAGCAUCCUGAGCAAGAAUGUAAGCGGUGGCCCAGGGGGCGUGGCCUUGGGCGAUGCUGCGGAGAAGCGCUGCUGGAAGCUGAAGCAGCAGGAAGUGACAUCACAGAUGCAGUUUGGCACCUCGGAGCAGUGCAGACAGAACCAAUACAGGUGCGGAGAGAGCACCCUGCCAGCCACCAUUCCCUAUGGCCACAUCCACGAGCCCGGCACCUCCGGAUCCUGCCAUAGCUCCGACCGCGGCAGCAACAGCACCUCUGGGAGCCAAGGUCAGAAGAAGAGUGCACGCCCCCCCAAAGCAGCCAAACAGAGCUGUCUGAACUGGGCUGCUGGUUCCCUGCCCCCACCCCCUUCCCAGCCUCCCACUGAGGAGUACUCCCUGUCCGUGAUGAAGAGCUACGACCCCGACAUGCAGUGCCCCACCCUGCCGGUGCGGCUGUACCUGCAACCGGGCGAGAUGGAGGAAGAGGAGGAUGCGGGCGGUGAUGCGGAGUUGGGGCGCUGUCCCACGCCUCCUGUUCGCGGGACGGCGUCUUCGCCCGCCGCUGUCUCCUACAGCCACAAAUCAACAGCCACACUCACACCCUCACCCCAAGAAGACCUGCAGCCCAUGCUCCAUGACAGGCGGCAUGUAGGAAGCCCCCCCAGCCUCUCCAGGCCCCUCUCCCCCCCGCUCACGUACGGUUACAUCUCUGGUCCUGUGACGCUGGACACCAACGACCUGGAGGAUGAUGAAGAGGAGGAGAUUGAUGCCGAAGUGGCUCGGGUGCAGUUCCGCCCGCACCGGCCCCAGCAUCCGCGUCGGCCGGGCCCCAGGGGCCUGGGCCGGACCCCGGCCUCCAGUGCGGGGGACCUGGAGAGCUCCGUCACGGGCUCCAUGAUCAAUGGCUGGGGCUCGGCCUCGGAGGACGAGGAGCACCGCGUGGGCCCCGUGGCCUCCUCCAGCCGCUCCAGCGGCGACAGCUCCUCUGACGGCUCCUUCUUCACGGAUGGCGACUUCGCCCAGGCUGAGUUCGUCCUCUCCGAGCAGCCGGCCGCGGGAGGUCGGAAAUUCAACAUGUGCCCCCCAGGACACCGUCCCUGCAGCCCCGUGUCCACCGACAGCAACAUGAGCGCCGCCAUUCCGCAGAAACGUCCACUGCGGAGGCAGAAAGAGCCGCAGCAGCAGCCUGCUCACCAGCAGGGGGCGCCCUACGCAGAAGAUACUUCCUCAGUGGCCCCCUCACCAGCAGCAGCCCUCUCAGGCUCCCCCAGCUGCCCACCCCAGUUGCCCGGCUGCACAGACAGCAGGGACAAAAGAGCAACUGCAGGUGGUGGCCACAGGACUGGGGAGGUACAGGAGAGACACGGGAGCUCACGAGGGGGUCGAUCCAACAGCCAGGAGGGUGGGGCCAGCAGUCAGCCACGCCCACACCCAGGCAUGGAGGACAUCCCCCCCUAUAGCAGGCCCUCCUUCCCGCCGGCGGCUGGGGUGAGAGACCGAGAGCGAGAGCCCAGCUCCUCCAGCUCCAUGUCAUCACGUGGCUCCGGGAGCCGGCGCCGGGGCGAGGGGCCCGCAGGGGGGCGCAGGAACCCCACAGAUCCGGGACUUGCCCACGUGGGGGCCUUUCAGCAGCAGGAGGGGGACUCACAGAUAAUGGAGAGUUGAAGAGCAGAUGGGGCAGGAUGAUUUCCACACUAAAUGGGGGGGGGGGUACCUUGCCCCCCCCACGAUGGCUGAGAUCAUUCCAUCGCAGACGCUGGCCCUCUACAUUCCCGUAAUGACUUGUGCAGAAGUUCCUUUACAACACGAAUAAUCCGCUUCUCAUUUUUAAGUCCUCUUUUUCAGUUUUCUAUUCUGAACGGUGCUUUGAACCCCCCUCCCCCACCAGCACUUCCUUCUUCCUCGCGGUGUGGGGAUAUCACAGUUUCCCCCACAAUGCACUUCUGAGCGGGAUGUUCCUGGAGCAUCAUCAGCCACCAGCAGAUGUGUGGCUGCCAGGUCCAGCAGUCGGAUUUAAUUACCUGCUCCAGCGUGUCGUCUGCAUUGUUGUUUGAAACAAUCAUUCUUUCAUAAUUGGUGUCUUUCUCAACCCGUUUUCAAUUGUUCGUUUUUAUCGCAUAAAGUGCAACCGUUGGAGAGAAUAUGUUUAGGCUUUUUUUUGUUUUUUUGUUGUUUUCUUUUUGGAAUGCACUGUUUUUUAAUGUCAAUGUCAUCGGUGUUCGUUAUUUGUCUUUGGUUGUAAAAGCACAAUCACUAAGAUUUAUUUGAAAGCAUUUUAUCUAUUAGACAUGGUUUUUACUGGAGGAAUGCAGCGAAGACAAGAGUCUUGUUGUUUGUGAUUAAUGAUUUGUACGUUGUUGGAGAUGGACUUUCCGAGGGCUUGUCCAGAGUAGCUUGCCAUCCUGUGGGUCUGCAUUCAUGCAGCACUGAUGGUUCUGAAGAGGUCCGAAACUAUUGCUGUGGCGUUACUGUUCCCAUUGACACUGUCUACUAAUCUACCAAACCUGAAUGGAAACUUCAGCACACUCAAGUCCCACAGGUAACUACGGCAACAAAAGAAGAGGAACUCAGGACCGUAAUUAGCGUCUGACCUACGCUGUGACAUCACUGCCAACGUCCUGUGGGAAUACAGCGCGCAAUUUCAACGACACCCAGCAGGACGGGAGAUCGCUUAGCUCUCGGUUGUCCGCUCACGCACCUGGUCCUUGUGCCACCCCGAUGUCAUAUUAGCGGGGUCCUCUUCCGUUUUUGAUCUCCGCCGAAGAAUUGGGCACAAGAGGAGAAGCCUGAGUUGAUGUCUUCAUUUGUUUGGUUUUCACCGUGACUGAAGGGCAGACUGUUUACCACUUGCCCAACCUUUUACACUCUGAGAUUAACCGAUUCUGAAAACAUGUCAUUUCUUUUCCACAUUAUUUAUUAAAAUGUCCUGAAAUACCGCCAUAGCCUAGUCCCUGUGUCCCCGUCAUUGAGUCCCGUGUUGUGUCCAGGAGUUGUACCGUGCUGACUGACAGUCACGGAGUCUCAAGCGACUGACUGGCACAUAAGUUACUGUUUCCACAUGACAUCACUUCCUGUGACUGACAGCCGGUCAGGCGUUUGGCGCCUGUGUACGUUCCUUGGCUAUCUACCUGUUCAGUGAGA